This is a messenger RNA of Caenorhabditis briggsae, 1332 nucleotides long. NCBI's taxonomy places the organism in Eukaryota, Metazoa, Nematoda, Chromadorea, Rhabditida, Rhabditidae. Bases 1 to 1332 code for a protein of 443 amino acids. The transcript has 4 exons. Gene Ontology annotation, molecular function: nucleic acid binding; zinc ion binding. The record is from RefSeq and is a predicted model, not a curated record.
AUGGCUGGAAAGAGCAGCGGCACAUUGCGGCGUGCCAUUGGAUUGGCCAAAUCGUUCCUCGUGGAGAAGUUAGAGGAUCAGAAGAAGGAUUCAAAAGAAGAUGUCACAAAAUUCGAUGAGGAGGAAUUAGUAGAAUUCCUCAAGCAAACACAUCAAGACCAUGAGCAGAUCAGGAUUCAAGUCGAGAAAAUCCAAGGAUACGAAGAUGAAUGGGAUCAAAUGAUAUUGAGGGAUCCAAGAGAAGUGGAAGUGAAGGCUAACUACAUCACGAAGUAUGGAUCGUACAUGGCACAAGUGGAAACUGGUCACAAGCAGAUGCAGGACAUGGAAGCAAAGUACCGCGAAGCAUGGGACAGACUCAACGCCAAGGAUGCUACGAAAGCGGAAGAACUAUUCACACCGGAAGAACUAGUCACAGUCAAGGGAAAGAAGGCAGAAGAUGAUCCGAGAAUGAGGACACUGUCUGAGAGUUCAAAAAACGAUGGGACAAAUGCGAAGCAGCAGAUGAAUGGACAGGCUGCGGAGUGCCCUAGGAUUAUUUUAUGUGAGGCAAGGAUUAUGGAACGCCAAGAUCAGGAAAUACAAGGUCAAAAAAUGGAUCAAUCAAAUGCUCAACGUGGAGCGAUCAAUGUGAACCAACCGGAGCAGAAGAUGCUGAACAAUGGACCAAUGAUGAUGACAAUGUCUCCUUUCCACUUUGCGAUGCCCCAAUGGAAGAAGCUGAGGAAGCUGCCGGAUAUCACCAACAGUACUUCGCCUGCAGCAUUACAAGAGUUCUACAUCAAUGCUCAAAUGAUUUUCAAUGAGCUUAUGUCACUUGGAUGCGAGAUGGACAAUUUAUCAACUGCUGAUGCUAUCGAAAGCAAAUUGCCGUUCCGCGUCGUCAGGAAAGCUUAUACCCAAGGAUGCAGAGAUACGCCGUACAAAGCUAAGUUUGCUGGCUGCAAUCAACCAACAAAUGAGCAGCGUACAACUACAAUGGCUGUGCAGAAUCGUCAUGGUCAAGGGAAGAAUUCGAUGAACAAUCGUCAGAAGGAGAAGGUCAAGAAGCCGUGCAAGUAUUGUGUGGAAGAACGAAUGAUGCAUCAUCCAAUGGACUGCCGAAAGUAUGCUACGAAUGAAGAAAGGAAAGUGAGAGCUGGUCAACUACAACUGUGUUUCAAAUGCUUGGAAGCUGGACACGUGGCUCGAGACUGCAGCUGGAAAUGCAAGGAAUGUCAAGGAAAACAUCACUUCACCAUGUGUCACAAGAGGGAGCAACAAGGACAAGGACGUCAACAACAUCCAAGGAAUGCUGGACACAGAGUUGCUGAAGUCAAAAACAAGUAUUAA